UGACAACCUUCCACUGUAACCGCGUGUGCAUGGCUCCCGGAGCGAGCAGCGCGGCGAUCGGUGGUGCGCUGUGUCCCUCGGACACAGCGGAUCACCGAUCAACGGAAAGAGCUGAAGAGGUCAGCUCGGUCAUGUGAUCAGCUGUGUCCAAUCACAGCUGAUCACAUGGGACAUCUACACUGAUCAUCAGGGCACUGAUGAUCAGUGUGCCCUGAUGAUCAGUGUAGCCCCAGCAGUGCCACCUCUCAGUGUCCAUCAGUGCCAGCUGUCAGUGCUCAUCAGUGCCACCUGCCAUGCCUCAUCAAUACCAUAUAUCGGUUCCUACCAGUGCACAUCAAUGCCACAUAUCAGUGCCCAGCUGAGCUGCCUUUCAGUGCCACCUAUCAAU
Staurois parvus is the source of this 388-nucleotide messenger RNA. NCBI's taxonomy places the organism in Eukaryota, Metazoa, Chordata, Amphibia, Anura, Ranidae. The record is from the annotation of a GenBank genome assembly.